Messenger RNA from Phacochoerus africanus (Common warthog), 1073 nucleotides. It is a transcript of the gene DCTPP1, whose product is annotated as dCTP pyrophosphatase 1. Bases 374 to 880 code for a protein of 168 amino acids. Lineage: Eukaryota; Metazoa; Chordata; Mammalia; Artiodactyla; Suidae. Gene Ontology annotation, molecular function: nucleoside triphosphate diphosphatase activity. The record is from RefSeq and is a predicted model, not a curated record. Gene Ontology annotation, biological process: nucleoside triphosphate catabolic process. The transcript has 3 exons.
CCCCAACCCGUCAUUUCGCUUUGGCGCCAUCUGGCGCCCAAAAGGGAAGUGACACGCCUGCGCUCUCCUGCCCUCAGCCCUUUGUUUCUUGCCCUAGUUGAAUCUGGUACCUAUACCUUUAAGAUGCUUAGCAAGCCUGAACAAUUCGAGGGCCGGAGCCUAGGAACGCCCGCUUGAAGUUCUCUUAGGUUGCUCCAGUCCGGGUAAGGGGCGGGCUGUAGCUAACUCCACAGAAGUAAUUGGUCUUUCCUUAGGCUCCGCCCCCGUGAAGCAAUCGCGAACGCCUGUGAUUGGUCAGGGGCUCUGGAGGCGGGGGCUCUGAGCUUGGCCCCGCGCUCUCUGGGGCAGUCCCGGCUGCAGUGCGGUGGUCAGCAUGUCCGAAAGUGGGGAGACGCAUGAGGACUCAGGGGGAGAGGGCAUUGCCGCCGCCGGCUCCUUCAGCUUCAGCCCGGAACCCACGCUCGAGGACAUCCGCCGCCUCCAUGCCGAGUUUGCUGCUGAACGAGACUGGGACCAGUUCCAUCAGCCUCGGAACCUCCUCCUGGCCUUGGUGGGAGAAGUGGGAGAACUGGCAGAGCUCUUUCAGUGGAAGCCCGAUGAGGAGCCGGGGCCCCAAGCCUGGUCCCCCAGGGAACGAGCAGCGCUUCAAGAGGAGCUGAGCGAUGUCCUCAUCUACCUGGUAGCAUUAGCAGCCCGCUGCCGGGUGGAUCUGCCCCAAGCUGUGCUUUCGAAGAUGGACACUAACCGGCGACGCUACCCUGCACAUCUGUCGCGCGGCUCGGCCCGCAAGUAUACAGACCUGCCCCGUGGGGCCACCUCAGACCAGGCUGUGACGCCUGCAGACGGCGCCUGUGAGUCCACAGGUCAGGCCUCAAUCUAGAAACACGGGCACAGACCCUGCAAUCAGCAUAGCAUCUAACGAGCAAAAGGUGCCGGGCCAUGAGACCUCAUUCUAGUCCUUUUUUAACAGAUCACGGGCCUGAGGGGCUGCCCUCCUUGAGGUCCGAGGCCCAAGGAUCUCCAGAGGAUAGCCUCCUGGUAUUUUCUCCUUCAAUAAAAGUUUUGGUUAGCAA